AGGGGCCGGAUGGAUUCAGAGAUGUUUGCGAAGAGGAGGCUUUCACACCUUCAAAGGCGGCCUGGACGCUAUCAGGGCCGCAUGGAGCGAGCAAGCUCACUGUGCUGGCGGGUUUAGCGCCAACGGCCAGCCAAUAGACCAAGUACACCAUUUGUUGAGGGCUCGGCUAGAACUGGUGGACGCCGAUGACAUCGCAUGUGAAUCAGAUCUACACCGGCGUCCCCGCUACGAUGCCCUCCCCAUAGCGCCGAGCGGACAGCCUGCCCGUCCCAACAGCUUCAAUCACCAUACCCUUCUGCUACGAACACUGCGAGCAUGGGAGAGCGUCCCUCGCAAAGCAUGUGUGGCGGCUUGGAUUGUGACUGGGUAUUUCGCGAAGGAGCACUUCGACCCUGAAGUUGGAUUAUCGCCUGAAGAGGCGACAGCGUUCCUGGACGACACAGGCAUGCUCAGAACGAUGGGCAUCAAGAGCGAUCUAGCAGGCCAAGCGCCUAAGACAGACAGGUGGUAUUGGGCUUUGAAGAUGGUCAACGACAGUGGGAGUGAAACCUUCAGGCGCAGCACUUCGGACAUGGUGGUGAUCCUGGACGCGCUCUAAUUUCGUGACAGGUGCUGUGAAUUCGUCGUGAGUUUUGUACAUGUGCUUCGUUUUCACAGAGUGUGGCAGGCGCAGUACUUUGUGAACCUCGAAGUGCGGAUUUCGUG
Durusdinium trenchii is the source of this 705-nucleotide messenger RNA. Lineage: Eukaryota; Dinophyceae; Suessiales; Symbiodiniaceae. The record is from the annotation of a GenBank genome assembly.